Mizuhopecten yessoensis (Yesso scallop) is the source of this 4453-nucleotide messenger RNA. Its product is annotated as glutamate receptor-interacting protein 1-like. NCBI's taxonomy places the organism in Eukaryota, Metazoa, Mollusca, Bivalvia, Pectinida, Pectinidae. The record is from RefSeq and is a predicted model, not a curated record. The coding region runs from base 284 to 3433 and encodes 1049 amino acids. Gene Ontology annotation, molecular function: protein binding. The transcript is spliced from 21 exons. Gene Ontology annotation, biological process: neurotransmitter receptor transport, endosome to postsynaptic membrane.
CCUAACUGUCUGGAGGCUACAGACUGGCUAGUACAUGUAUAUAGCUGGCCUGGACUGGACCUACCUCGGACAGCAGACUAAUACAUAUUGUAUAUCAUCAUAUUAAACACUAUACCUAUAGCUAAAAUACAGAUUCCUUCACAGCAGCUGUGGAGGUGUCUCGGUGGAAGUGUCUCGGUACAGGUGUGGUAUAGGUGUGCCAUGUCUGUGGACACAAACACUACAGUGACAUCACUAUGAGAUAUACUGGUAACUACAGCCAGUGAAUCACCUGGAUGGCAGCAUGGAUAGGUCUAAGGUUGUCAGAUGGUUGGAUGGUGUCAACUCAGAGAAAGUAAAGUACAGAGCUGCAGAAAAUGGAGGCCAUUGUGCAAAUGACUUGAAUGAUGACAACAAUGGAGUGACCACAGUUGAGUUACUGAAGAGAGAUGGAUUUGGACUGGGACUUAUCAUUUCAGGUGGAGUAGACAAAAAUCUCCGAGCACAAAUCUCCAAUCUGAAACCAGGGGGUAUAGCUUACAGGUCUGACUGUCUGGAGAUUGGGGACUACAUCCUGUCAGUCAAUGGAAUUAAGACGGUGGACAUGAAACAUGAUGAGAUCAUUAGUCUCCUACGUAAUGUCGGCGAGCAAGUUCUGCUGGAGGUGGAGUACCAACUACCUGAUAAUACCAUUUCAGACUCCUUCGCUGUCAGCUGGAAGCAGAGUAAUAUCACCCUAGAAAAGGAGGGUCAGAGUUUUGGUUUUACAUUGAGGGGAGGUUACCAUGAAAAACAGGCGAAGAUCCGCCCCCUAACUGUCACUCACAUCAGAGGAGGUGGACCUGCAGACAGGGAGGGAUCUAUAAAGAUUGGAGACAGGAUUGUGGCCAUUAAUGAGUACAACGUGGCCCACUUCACCCUGUCAGAGGUCAACAUGUUCGUACAGCAGUGUGGUCAGGAGGUGACCUUCACCUUCGAGUAUGAUGUGUCGGUCAUGGAUGCAGUAAAGAAUGCACUAGGUGCCCUACUGGUGGAGAUAGACAAGCUGCCUGGCGUGACACUGGGGAUCGCUCUCACUCAGGCCUCCCAUCAGGGGCGCUGGUGUCUUUGUAUAGACAACAUGCAGCCCAUGUCUAUAGCAGACAGAUGUGGAGCACUAAAUAUUGGGGACCUGAUCCUGUCAAUAGACGGUGCCACAGUGGAACACAUGUCAAUAGCAGAGGCGACGCAGCUACUGCGGAAUAGUACAGAGGAUGUGGUGAAGCUGGAGAUACUGCCGGUCAGGGUCGUCCAGCAACAAAAUUCCCGAGACAUCCUCAGUAAAAAUGGCAUGUUUUCUAAUCCUGUAAGAAAUUCUCAUCUAGCUGCCGCAUCCUCCUUCCCUGCUAUCCCAUCAUCCUUCUCCACUCCUGUAGGGUUCGGCAGUAAGCAUCCCAUAGCAUCCAGCAUGUUGUCCUUUCCUUGUGGGUCAGGUACAUUGAAAAUGUCAGGAAGGAAACAAGCUGCCCUUGUAAGGGGGAGCAAAAAACCUAGCUCUUGUAUGUCUAUAUCAUCAGCGACAACAUCUAUGAUGGUCAGUAACCAGGUAUGCCACUCAGAGACAUUAACGGUCAAUUUGAAGGGGGACUACCGUGGACUAGGGAUGAUCGUCACUGGUAACAGCGACCAUACCGUCCUUGAUGAUUUCCCAGUGGUGUCGUGUUUACAGCUGGGCAGUGUAGCAGAGAGGUGUGGCCUGUUACAGGAGGGAGACCGAGUGCUAUCUGUCAAUGGGAAGGACACAUGUGAUUGUAGCUUAGAGGAGGUGAGCCGUGUCCUCAGACAGCCCAAACUCAGUACUGAGCUGGAGGUGGAGUUUGACAUCACAGAGUCGGUGAUGCCCAGUUCUGGUACGUUUGUGGUGAAGCUUCCCUACCCCACUGGAGGUGUCGGGAUUACCAUGAGUAGGGCACCUAAGGACAAAGUCAAUGAACAGCUUAUAAUCACAGGAGUGCAGAAGGGCAGUGUGGCUUACAGGUGUGGAUCUGUCCAGCCUGGGGACAAACUGUUGACCAUCAAUGACAUCAGGACAGACAACCUGAGCAUGGAGGAGGCGGAGAACACCCUACAGAGCUGGGACGACAUUGUGAAACUCAAACUCAAACGAGAGGAUCCUUACACAGAUGACAGUGGGGAGGAGUGUGUUACAUACACAGUGGAGUUACAGCGCCACGGUGGCCCUCUGGGUAUUACCAUAUCAGGGACAGACAACCCUGCCGACCCCAUCAUCAUCUCAGAUAUCAUAGAGGGAGGCUUGGCUGAACGGACGGCUGCUAUACACAUGGGUGACAGACUGCUGGCCAUCAAUGGUACAACUACCAGGGCACGCACUCUCACCGAUGCUACGCAAAUGUUACAGACGGCCGGAGACAGGGUCAACCUGAGGAUCGCCCGUCCAGCAGAGACAUCCAAAACAAAGAAUAAAAAGUUGCAGUUGCCUGACCGGUCCACCACCCCUAUAGCCAGUGUGGAUAGUGCCAUGGAGUCCUGGGACAGCUCCGGGCCAGACGUGGGUUCAGGGACAGGGGCACACGCCCUCAUUGUUGGCAAGCCCCUUCCCAAGACCAAGACCAGUGUGUCCCAAUCCCAGGAUUCUGCCAACUUUGCUACAGAAACCAUUGGGAAUGGUUGUAGUGAGUUCAAUCCGUCCGACUCGGAGUGGGACAACUACAGUAAUGGUAGUCAUGACAACGGCAGUGACGACGGAGACGGUAGUGAUUGGCAGAUCAGUAAAGCAUUUAAAGACUACGAAAACCAAUCUGAAAUGUUGAAACAAAUCAGUGCAAGUCUACAACAGCGAGGAACAGCAAGCCUGGACAGACGGAAAUCUUCCGAACAGAAAUCACAGUUGUUGAAAAAUUUCUCUCAUAGUACUGCAAAGGAUUUCUCGAGUGAAAGUGAACUUCAUCAUAUGUCAGGGCGGUCCAAACAGGGUGUGAAGUGUAGAGACAAUCGGUUAAGAACUGAAGCCUACCAGGAUCAUGUGAAAACCAUCUUCUCGCCUACGGCUGUACAGUUACACAAAGUGAAACUUGUAAAAGAAACAGCAAUAGACGAUUUUGGAUUUGGUUUGUCUGAUGGAAUGUACGAAAAAGGUGUUUACAUCAGCGGGGUACGGGAGGGAAGUUUAGCCGACAAGGCCGGAGUCAAACAGUUUGAUAGAAUACUCCAGGUGAAUGGCCAUAAAACACCAGACUUUGAUUGUUGUUUGACGAUACCUUUGAUCACAAAGGCGGGGAAUAAACUGGACUUGAUUAUAUGUCGUAACCCUAUCGCCAAGACUAAGAGUCCCGCAGUGGAGGGGAAGGGGAAAGACACAAAAACAGUCAGAGAUCAUAACUCGGUGGAUUGCUCACAGCCCUACAUGAAUGUGUCGCAUUUGGUAAAGGGGUUUGAAACUCCUAAGAGUGUGUGAGAUUCCCUGUGUGUAUGGAAAGGUGGACACACCCAUAAGUGUGUGGUGUUAUGUGUGUGAGAUAAUCACUCAUGUGAGAUAAUCACUCAACUGUGAUAUUGUUUUUUUAGAUAUUUGGGGUGUUGACAUGAACGACAAAAUUACGUCAAUAGAAAUUUAAAUAUCAGUUGUUAAGCCUGUUCCAAAUAAUGCAAAAUUUGAAAUCUUUUUUUGGGAGAUACCUAAAAAUUAAAUGUUUGUUUUGUCUGAAAGUUUUUGAAUUCCAAUACAUUUUGGAACAUAUGCCUCCUGGAACAUGUGCACUCUUUGUUAGUUGCCAUUAACCUGAUCUAGUUUGAGACAAAUGGACCCUCUUAUUGAUCCAUUGUGCAACUGUUUGGUAUCAUCAUUCUCUUAAAUCUAUCAGCGAAAUUUCCUUUUAUGAUAUACUUUCCAGAUGAUUUUUUUCUGUGCACCUAUAUUUCAUAUCUCAGAGAAAUAAAAAGCUAAUAGAGAAAAAACCUGAUACCCGUUUGUUCUUCAAUGACAAAUUGAAAAGCAAUGAAAUGUUUGACUGAAACAGAUGUUUAGGAUUGUCAGGCAGUGUUUAAAUGGAUUUCUUAGGUGUCAUGGAGCAGUAUCUACCCUUAUUUUAUUGUCAAGUGGAUCUGUCAGCUACUGGUUAGCCGUAAAGCAGGUACUAGAUCAUCAGGCAAAGUAAUGAACUUAACCAGCUUCUAAAGUGUCAUAGAUCUGUAGUAGAUUUUAUCUUGUCUAUUGGGGCUUCCAGAUUCUGAUGUGUCAUAGAGCAGAUACUAUAUUGCCAAGUGGAUCUGUCAGCUACUGGUGAGCCAUAAAGUAGGGACUAGAUUGUCAAAAAAAGUAACAAACUUUACCAGCUUCUAAAGUGUUAUAGAUCUGUAGUAGAUUUUAUCUAUUGGGGCUUACAGAUUCUGAUGUGUCAUAGAGCAGAUACUAUUCCGUCUUUGCGUAUUGCAGAGUUAUCUUCUGUUGUGAGCAGGUAUUGAUUGUUACGUCAUU